AUGGAAGAUUUUAGUACAUCAAUGACAGACAAAGAAGAGGAAGAACAAACCACUCAAGACCCCGACUUAAUCUCUGGUGCACACCCUCAGUUUGACGGAUUGGUGAGGAAGAAAAGUGGCAUACUGCUGCUCACACUCGUGUGCUUCCUCAUUUUCAUUCUCUUCAUCAUCGUACAGCUUUUCCUGAUGAAGAUUCGGAAAGCACACGUGAUCUGGAAGAAAGAAAAUGAAAUUUCAGAAUACACUCUAGAAAGUUACAAAUCGAGGUCAAAUAAUGAAGAAACAUCAUCCCAGGAGAAGUGUGGUCAAACUUCCCGUCCUAAGAGGUGCGUGGACUACAUCACACAGCUGUGCUCCGAGGCAAAAGCAAAACGAAAGGAGCACACGCAGCAGACGUUAAUGAGAGGGCACACGCGUGUGCCGGAGAGCAUCGUGUAG
This is a messenger RNA of Pipistrellus nathusii (Nathusius's pipistrelle), 438 nucleotides long. NCBI's taxonomy places the organism in Eukaryota, Metazoa, Chordata, Mammalia, Chiroptera, Vespertilionidae. The record is from the annotation of a GenBank genome assembly.